Messenger RNA from Macrosiphum euphorbiae (potato aphid), 621 nucleotides. The record is from the annotation of a GenBank genome assembly. Lineage: Eukaryota; Metazoa; Arthropoda; Insecta; Hemiptera; Aphididae.
AUGUCCAGUGAUUUUCCUAUUGAAAUAAAUCAAUCAUUUGAAAAUGUGCAGUCAGUUAAUAGUAAUAGAAGCCUUAAAGGAUUGUUUUUAGUGGGAUUAACGGGUGGUAUUUCCAUUGCAUUGAGCGUAAUUUGUUAUCCGUUCAUAUCUCCGGCUUUAAGGAAAGUAUGUUUACCAUAUGUUCCAGCAACCAACUUGCAAAUCCAAAACGUUCUGAAUGUAAUCAAAGGACGAAAAGGGAAAUUAGUGGACUUAGGCAGUGGCGAUGGAAGAAUAGUUAUGAAUACGGCAAAAGCAGGAUUUGAAUCAGUUGGUGUGGAGUUGAAUUUUUGGUUAGUGAUGUAUUCACGUUUGGUCGCCAUGAAAUCUAAAAUCCAGCCUUCUCCAAAAUUUAUUCGAACAGAUUUGUGGAAAUAUCACUUAGCACCUUUCACAAAUGUUGUAAUAUUUGGUGUUGAAGAAAUGAUGUAUGAUCUUGAAAAAAAGUUCUCCGAGGAAUUGUCUGAAGGAACAGUAAUAGUUGCUUGUCGCUUUCCUCUCCCAAAUUUGGAACCUUAUUUAGUCAUUGGCACAGGAGUUGACAAAGUUUGGGCCUACAGAAUAUCAAAGACCAAACCAUAA